AUGUUAGUUAUGGAGGAGCUUGAAAAUUUGGAAGAGACGCUCAAUGAAAGUAUCCGGGAGAGUAUGGGUGCACGUGCUGGAAGGAUGUCUCAUGGUAAGAAGAAAGGUGCAACAGAAGACGAUGAAGAAUAUUUGAGGUACAUAAUCAGAAAGUUCGCUAUCAAAAUAUGGGGAAAAACUGUAACAAUUGCCAUGCAUGUUAAAGUCGUGACUAGGUUUACGAUUCUUUAA
Molecule: messenger RNA, 231 nt
Organism: Ilex paraguariensis (yerba mate)
Lineage: Eukaryota; Viridiplantae; Streptophyta; Magnoliopsida; Aquifoliales; Aquifoliaceae
Source: the annotation of a GenBank genome assembly